Molecule: messenger RNA, 1328 nt
Organism: Gordionus sp. m RMFG-2023
Lineage: Eukaryota; Metazoa; Nematomorpha; Gordioida; Chordodea; Parachordodidae
Product: programmed cell death protein 2-like
Exons: 5
Coding region: 67-1200 (377 amino acids)
Biological process (GO): apoptotic process
Cellular component (GO): cytoplasm
Source: RefSeq, a predicted model, not a curated record
UUUUCUUAAAUUUAGGUAUGUUACUGUUAAACAUCUGUUAUCACGUUCAAUGCGUUCAAUGACAAAAUGAAGUUUUCAGCCUCAAGAUUUAAUUUUGAAAUCACGAAUUCUCCCGUCCUCAUUGGUUUCAUUGGAGAAAGAAUUGAACCAAUAUGCUGGACAGAUUUUACUACAAAUAAAAUUGGCGGAUGUCCAGAUUGGAUUAAUGAAGAGAUCAAUAAAAUAUAUUGUAAUACAUGUGGAAGAAUUAUGAUAUUUGUAUGCCAACUUUUUUGCCCUAUAGAUAAAAUAUUUCAAAGAACAAUAUAUAUUUUUUUAUGCAACAAUGUACAGUGCUUAUCCAAGGCUAAGAUAGAUAAUGACCUGAAUAACAGGAUCAAGAUUUAUAGGGGCAUGAAAAGUCACCAAGUGAAAGAAAAUAUUUUAUCUCAAAAUUCACAAUUCUUAAAACAAGAGUUAGAAGAUGAUUGGGGUAUGUCUGGAUUGAAUGGGGAGGAUUUAAAAAAUACAAAUAUAAUUGCUUCAGAUCCUCAAAAUCAAAUGGAUAAAAUGCCAUUAGAUUUUGAUUUUAAUUUAUUUGAGAAUAAAGAUCAAAAAGAAUUAUCAGACUGGAAUAGAACAUUAUUAAAUAAAUCAAAUCAAAAAUCAAAUAACAUAUUCAUUAAUACUAAUAAAUUAUCAUUUAUAUCUUAUUAUAUUGAAAGUAUAUCUGAAGAUGAUUGUAAUUUAGACAUAGUUGAUGAAGGAAAUAACAAUGAAAAAUUAUACAAUUCAAUAAACAUGAAUAUUUCUAAUAAUGAAGUAUAUGAAAAAACAAUUCCCUUACAUAAAGAUCUAAGUUUUCAUAAAUUUUGCAAAAAGAUCCAAAAAUUCCCAAAUCAAUGUAUAAGGUAUUCACUGAAUGGCGAACCACUCAUAAUCGAAAACGAAAUAAACAAAUGUUUGAUGGAGGCCGCUAAAAAUGAUAAAACAUUCUCUACUUGUCAAUCUUGCGGAGCUAGACGCGUAUUCGAAUUACAACUAAUGCCUCAAAUUCUUAAUUAUUUGCGACUCGAAACGGACAACAAAAACCUCAACACCUUAAAUGAUGAAUAUUGUUUAGAUUUUUUCUCAGUGUUGGUGUACACUUGCCAAAAUAAUUGCUGGAGCGAUGGCAACAAUUAUAUAAAUGAAAAGGCUGUUGUUCUACCUAGCCAAUAACAGUCUGCGAAAAACAUCUAUAUUUAUAAAUUUUUCAUGCAUUUCAUGAUAAAAUUAUUUUUAAAAUCUGAAUUUGGGUAGAGUAUUUAUUUAAUUAUUUAUAAAUACCGAUGAAUUAAAAAUAUUAA